AUGGAAACAUGCCUUUUCAUCUCCCUCCUCCCCACUCACCCCCAGGUGACUCUAAUGAAGGGAGAGCUCGCCUUUGACUCAGUGCCUGGGUGUGGCAGCACAGUUGCUUUCUGUGUGCCUGUAGCCAUGCCCUCGUUACAAGAACAUUGCCUAGAGGAACUGCAGUCAAACAUCGAGGAACAACAGCAGCAAGGGGAGGCCGUAUGGCAUGCGGCAGAUGAGGCAGUGACGCGGGCGUGGGUGGGGGGGCUGCGAGUGCUAGUGGUGGACGACACGCCCGUCAACCUCCUCGUGGCCCGCCGCUCCCUCGCCCGCUGGGGCGCCAUCGUCACUACCGCCAACCACGGGCAACAAGCAGUGGAGUUGAUCGCUGCUGGCUUGCACGAGAGCUCCCUUGCCCGCUGGGGCGCUCGAGUCACCACCGCCAACCACGGGCAACAGGCUGUUGAGUUGAUCGCUGCUGACCUCGUCUCCAACGCCGCCCACGAGGAGGAGGAGAGAGGGCAGGAAACACUUGGGGAGGAGGGGCCGAGAGAGCAGCAGGAGGCGAGAGUGCAACAGGAGGCGAGAGGACAACAGGAGGCGAGAAAGCAGAAUGAUGCAAGAGAUCAGGAGAAGGAUAGAGGGGAGGAGGGGGCGUGUGGGCAGCAGAAGGAUAGAGGGCUGCAGGGGGCGGGAGGGCAGGAGGAGGGGGGUGCAUCAUUGCAGCAUGGCUUCGACCUGAUUCUCAUGGACCUGCAGAUGCCAGGGAUGGACGGGUGA
This is a messenger RNA of Closterium sp. Naga37s-1, 762 nucleotides long. Lineage: Eukaryota; Viridiplantae; Streptophyta; Zygnematophyceae; Desmidiales; Closteriaceae. The record is from the annotation of a GenBank genome assembly.